Molecule: messenger RNA, 3125 nt
Organism: Durio zibethinus
Lineage: Eukaryota; Viridiplantae; Streptophyta; Magnoliopsida; Malvales; Malvaceae
Source: RefSeq, a predicted model, not a curated record
AUAUUUACAUUCAAGGUCUUUAAUCAAGAAGAUCUUAGUAAUAAUAUUAUUUGAUUCGGUAUGUCUCUUCAACGGACAUAUCAUCUAGAUUUUGGUAAUUUUUCUAAGCUUGAUUUUAUGAUGGAAAGGGUAAUAUCAAUAUGCUAGCUUUAUCCCUAGAUAGAUAGCAAGGAUUGAAGUUGAACAUGACCCUGGUGCUUUGCAUGAAUAUCCCCCGUAUGUGCUUUGUAUUCAUAAACAUCCUUUCUCCUGCAAUCCUCUGACACCGACCAGUCAACCCUGGAAAACUCUAGACUCGAAGCGUUUGAUCCACGAGAAGCAAAUUGACUUUUUUCCUUUCAAUUGCUCCCUCGGAGGCCUGGACUCGGCAUGUCAUGAGGAGACUUUAAGAAUGCUAAGAUUAAGAAAUUAAUAGCAAUAGAUGAAGAUACCAAUCUUUGUAGGUUUGGUUGGCAUCAGUCAGCGAUAGGUUUUUGAUUCAGAUCAGAUUAACAUUUGUCGUUUGCUCAAACAAAAACAAGAAAACAUUUUCAAACUUUGGUGUGUCCCUUCUAAAUUUCCAAAAUGGGCAUCAAAUGCAUUAAACAUUUUCGCAGGUUGGGGGCCCAACAGCAAAGACGCAAGGCAGUGGCAGGCGCCAAGGUUGAACCGCUCGAUUCACGAUGCCCAUUUAAAUCAGGGCCGUCCGACUCGCCAUCGUUUGUUUACCUCGAGAAAUCCAACAGCUCACGUUAAAUCUCAGCAUCUUUUGAGUCCCCAAGUUUUUUGAAUUCAACUUCGGAGGAAGUAUCCGCUGCCUAGCGGCGUCUCUUAGCUAUUUCUUUAUUUAUUUUAAAGUCGAUCGUCCACCAUAUGCUUUCCUGCCGCCUCAAGAAUGUUUUCCUCGAACUAUAUAUAAAUAGACAGAUUUUUACAAUCUAACUACAAAAUUGCCACUCACUGACAUAGGUGUGGAAAAUUGAGCUUGGAACCAUUUAGUCUGUUCCAUGUCCGAUCAUUUAAAAAAAUUAAAUUAAAAAAAAAAAAAACUCUCUUCUUUAAAAAUUAAAUAUUUCCUUCUUUUACUCGGAAAUAGCGUUGUAAUAACUAGCAGGCGCCUUUCUUGUUGAACCUACCUAUAUUUUUUUCUUUUUUUGAAUCCAUUUUUGUAGCUUUGAAGCUGAGUUUUGAUACUGAAAGAGUCGGUUUCGUUUGAUUAGUUUUUAGAGAUCGAAAAUGGUGAUGAAAGAGAGAGACGACGAGCUAGCUUUGUUCCUGGAAUUGCGGAGACGAGAGAAGGAGAAAGAGAAGAACAACAAUCUUCUCUCGCUUCACAACUCUGAAGAACUCAAUGCUCCUCUAGAAUCUAACGGAAACGGAAACUGCGGCAGCGGUUCUCCGAUAUCGAAGAUUGUCUUGGCUGUUCCUGUACGGAAGACUGCAGCUGAUAAUUUUUUGAAUUCGGAGAAUGAAAAGUCUGAUUAUGAUUGGCUUCUUACUCCACCCGGUACACCACUAUUUCCCUCGUUGGAGAUGGAAUCACAGAAGACAGUAAUGCGCCAGAUUGGAAUGUCUAAUGCUCGUCCUACUGCUCUGAAAACAAGGCUGGCAAAUCUCCCAGAGGAACCUGCUUCAAAGAACACUCUAGCACCAAAGCAACAAACUCCGUGAGUUGAACUAAACACUUCCAGUACUCUUAAUAAAAGGCCAUCCUCUUCAGGUGGUCCAAAAUCUGCUAGUAGACCUGCAACACCGACUAGCCGGACCACUCUACCCAAAGCAACCAAGCCUUCGAGGUCUUGUACGCCUACAUCACGAGCCAUCUUACCUUCGACAAAACCGGCUGCUUCUACAGCAAGAUCCUCCACUCCAACUAGAUCCACUGCGCGCUCUUCCACACCAACUACUAGACCCUCUUUGCCUGCUUCCGAGCUGACGUCAAGAUCAACCACACCAACACGUCGACCAACUUCCUUAUCUGGUACACCUAUUGCAUCUGCACCUACUGGUCGAUCUUCUUCAGUAACAAGAUCAGCUGCCACCACUUCUUCAGUACCAAAAUCAGCUCCCAUUACUUCUUCAGUUAUGAAAUCAGCUCCUUCUACGUCUUCUGUAACAAAAUCAGCUCUCACUACGUCAAAAUAUUCAGUACCAUCACGUGGCACAUCUCCAACUGUAAAAUCUAGGCCUUGGAAACCAUCUGAGAUGCGUGGUUUUUCACUUGAUACACCACCAAAUUUAAGGACGACAUUGCCAGAAAGACCAGCUUCAGCCUCACGGGGGAGGCCAGGAGCACUUGGUGUCAGAUCAUAUUCUAUUGAGGCCAGUUCUAAUGGAAGACCAAGACGAGAAUCCUGCUCUCCUGCUAGAAGUAGGGUGUCAAGUAGCAGUGUUGGUAAUGGGAGCUCUAUUCGUGCUGUGCAUAGAGCAGAUAAUAAUGGUAGUGACAAUGAUAGUCCAGUAGUGAUUGGAACAAAAAUGGUUGAGAGAGUAGUAAAUAUGAGGAAACUGGUACCCCCAAAGCAAGAUGACAAUCCUCGUAAAAACCCUACUGCAAAGUUAUCUACUUCCCUCGACAACUCAGGGUUUGGGAGAACACUCUCAAAGACGUCUCUAGAUAUGGCUCUGAGACACAUGGAUAUCAGGGGAAGUAUUGCAGGUAAUCAGCGUCCUCUUAUGACAAAUGUUCCAGCUUCCUCCAUAUACAGUGUGAGAUCAAGAUCCACAAAGAGCAGGACUAUAAGUGUUUCUGAUUCUCCUCUUGCCACGAGCAGCAAUGCUAGCUCUGAACCAAGUGUCAACAAUAAUUCUUUCUGUUUUGACGGGAGUGAAUAGGAAGACAAUGAUCUCAGUAGUGAGAGAGGAAACUCCUCUCCCUCCACUAAGCGUGCUAGCUGACCAAGGUGACUUUCGUCCAAAAUUAUAUAUUGAUUUACAAGUUUAUCAUAUUUCUAUUGGAAAGCUCAGCCGGCAUGAUGAUUAAAGAAACAACCUGUUUCUUAAAGAAGCUGAUGGUUACGGGGGAUUUCAGAUUUCUGUAAUCUGUUGCUACUUGUAGGUAAUCCUUCAGUAUAUUAAUUGUAAGAUUGAUCUAGAUUUACUGUCUGGAAAUGGAAUUUAUGGAAAUGCUCCUGCCUUUCUCAGAA